AUGCUUCAACCCCGGCUCCUAACGCCCCUCCGGGCUCUGGGAGCAGCGUUUACCCGCCCAAGCACCUCGAUAACCCGUCUCAUUCCUCAACAAUCACAAACGCAAUAUCUCCUGACCCGGACAACCUCCGCACUCCGACCAGCACAAUCAUCAUCUGUUCUCUCCAACCCGCUCCUCUCCUUCUCCCAAGUCCGACACGCCUCCCACUCCGCCCAAGGAGCCGCAAAUAAGCACUCCCGCGACCCGGCUGGAAAACGUCUCGGUGCGAAGCGAACAGGCGGAGAAUACGUGGUGCCUGGCUGCAUUAUCUUCCGCCAGCGCGGCACGAAAUGGUUCCCUGGUGAGAAUUGCGCCAUGGGCCGCGAUCAUACCAUCUACGCCGCUGAAGCCGGAUAUGUGCGGUACUACCUUGACCCGGCGCGUCACCCGGAUAGAAAGUACAUUGGAGUUGUCUUUGAGAAGGACGGAAAGCUGCCCACACCUCAGAAUGCGCCGACACGCCGCAAGUUGAACCGCAUUGCCGUGCCGAGAUUACCGGAUGCUGGAGUUGAGGGACAGUCGGAUCUGACAAUUCUUGUGAGCGAGGAGACAGGUUCGAUGGUUGGGAGUGCUCCGGCUGUCAAUGCUCAGGAGGGGAAACAGUUACGCCCUGGGUACAUGUGGCGUGAAGCCAACUGGUCAAUUGGACGUGCUGCUGAGAAGGCAGGGAUCACUGCUGCGCCGUAUGACCGGAAUGAUCGGUGGUUGGCGUGGAGAAAGAGACAGGCCAAGGUCCAGCGGGCUAUCCAGAUGAAGAGCUUGAAGAACAAGAAGAAGGCGUCGAAGAAGGCUAAGAAAUGA
Messenger RNA from Aspergillus calidoustus, 840 nucleotides. The record is from the annotation of a GenBank genome assembly. NCBI's taxonomy places the organism in Eukaryota, Fungi, Ascomycota, Eurotiomycetes, Eurotiales, Aspergillaceae.